AUGAGACUUUUCCUCAGCCUUACGGUCCUCAUUGCGGUCGCAACAGCUUGCACAAUCCCAAGCACACCACUGUCCAACAACAUCACCAGCCACUUCCGUGUCCAAGUCCAAAAUGCUUCCUAUCCUCAAAUCCACAACAAGUACAUGAACUUGAUGGUCUCCGGAGGUGGUGACCGGCACCUGUACGUCGGAGGAUCACCGCAAGUGGGUGAUACUACUACCAAUCUGCUUCUCAUCAAGGGUUCGAUCAACUGGGUCUCCAUCACUGCUGUCAUUGGCGGCGAGGAAUCCAAUGUCGACGACACUGUCAAGAUGUUCAUGACGGAACGCGGCGAUCCGAGAGCUCUUUUCCAGCCGACGUACGCUUGCAAUCCGGACACCGACAGCUUGCAGGUCGAGUUGCGGUUUGUGGGGAAGCAGAAUGCGCCGGCCGGAGGCUGGAUUUGUGUGCGGCCAUCGUUCGAUAACAGUCAUGAGUUCCGGUACUAUCCUCCGGGAAACACGAAGUCCGAUCCGAACCGAUUCUGCAUCAAAGUAACACUCGUCGCCGUUCCCACAUAG
Messenger RNA from Neurospora tetrasperma FGSC 2508, 561 nucleotides. RefSeq lists its product as uncharacterized. The transcript has 3 exons. Bases 1 to 561 code for a protein of 186 amino acids. Lineage: Eukaryota; Fungi; Ascomycota; Sordariomycetes; Sordariales; Sordariaceae. The record is from RefSeq and is a predicted model, not a curated record.